UCUCAAACACAUUCUUCCUACUACUAAUUUCGUUCCUCUUUUGCUCUCUUUCUCUCUGAUUCUCUCUUUCAAAGAACGAGUCAACUCGUUGGACGAAAGAAAUGAACUCGGAUAUAACUCACGCCACGACGGCGUCGUAUUGGUGCUACAGCUGUACACGUUUCGUUCACCUUCUCGACCGACACGACGUCGUUUGCCCCCACUGCCAAAGCGGUUUCGUUGAAGAGAUCCAUGCCGGCCAGUCCCCUGCCAUGUCUCUCUUCGCCGACGGUCUUCAAGCAUCUCGCCGCCAAGGCUUCCGCCGGAGGCGCCGAAACGCUGGCAGCCGCUCGCCGUUUAACCCGGUUAUCGUUCUCCGUGGACCAGGGGAGGAUGGCGCUGCCGGAGGCGAUAACGAGGGUUCCACUUUCGAGUUGUACUAUGACGACGGCGAUGGUUCCGGUCUUCGUCCUCUGCCGCCGACGAUGUCAGAGUUUUUACUCGGAUCUGGAUUCGAUAGGUUACUAGAGCAGUUCUCUCAGAUCGAGAUCAACGGAUUUGGUCGGCCGGAGAAUCCGCCGGCAUCGAAGGCGGCGAUAGAGUCAAUGCCAACGGUUGAGAUCGGAGGCUCUCACGUGGAGACGGAAACUUACUGCGCCGUGUGCAAGGAAGCCUUUGAGCUCGGUGCGGAGGCGCGUGAGAUGCCGUGUAAACACCUAUACCACUCCGAUUGCAUCAUGCCGUGGCUCACGAUGCGGAAUUCGUGCCCUGUGUGCCGCCACGAGCUGCCGUCCGAUCAGAACGCGGCGGAAGGGAGAGUCGCCGGUCAGAUCGAUGAGGAAGCGGUAGGAUUGACCAUAUGGAGGUUGCCGGGAGGCGGUUUCGCCGUCGGAAGAUUCUCCGGCGGCCGAAGAUCCGGCGAGAACCGUUUGCCCGUCGUGUAUACCGAGAUGGACGGCGGAGGCAGCGGUGGAAGCAAUGGAGGAAACUCGAACGGUGGUUCUAGAAGAAUAUCCCGCGCAGUUGGAAGCAGUAGGGUUAGGGAGAAUCGCGGAAUUGGAAGAAUUUUCCGCAAUUUCUUUUCCUUCUUCGGGAGAAUUGGAUCUAGGUCACGUUCCUCUUCGUCAUCGUCGUAUUCAGGUUCUGAGCAUGGAUCAGUGAGUAGAAGUCACAGCUAUUCAAGUUCGUUUUUCAAUAGAAACUCAGGGAGAAGAAGAACUUGGGUCUUGGAAGAUUGAUUCAGUCAAAUUUUGAGAGAAAAAAACAUUGAGAUUCAUGUUUGUAAAUAACAUAGAACUGGCUACUGCUGUAGAAGGAGGGGAGUUUGCUGGUGAUGAAGUGAACGCAGUACAAUUUGGGAAGAAAAAAGAAGAAGAAGAAGCGAAGCUUGUUUCCCUUCUCGGUGUUAAAUUAUUUGAUUUGUUUAAUUAAUGUCUAUAUUCAUGUUUUAUUAGUAACAUAUUCUUUGUAAGCGAUUAAGCAUUCUUUCAAGAUCAAUGUCCCGAUUUCUGAUA
Messenger RNA from Arachis duranensis, 1493 nucleotides. RefSeq names its product E3 ubiquitin-protein ligase RDUF2. The transcript has a single exon. Gene Ontology annotation, biological process: protein ubiquitination. Gene Ontology annotation, cellular component: cytoplasm. Lineage: Eukaryota; Viridiplantae; Streptophyta; Magnoliopsida; Fabales; Fabaceae. The coding region runs from base 102 to 1217 and encodes 371 amino acids. The record is from RefSeq and is a predicted model, not a curated record. Gene Ontology annotation, molecular function: ubiquitin protein ligase activity.